AUGAAAGCAUCAGCAACUUUUCUUCUCUUCUUUUGUCACCUCUUAGUAGUGUCUUUGGCCAAUUCGGGCAUGAAAAGACAAUACCACCCUUGCAGACAUCUCGUGUUUUAUUUUCACGACGUUGUCUAUAAUGGUCAAAAUGAUGCUAAUGCAACUUCUGCGAUUGUAGGUGCACCCCAAUGGGGAAAUCUUACAAUUUUAGCUGACAAAUUUCAUUUUGGGAAUGUAGUGGUCUUUGACGAUCCAAUCACCUUAGAUAAUAAUUUUCAUUCAGUGCCGGUGGGUCGUGCUCAAGGAAUGUAUUUAUACGACACUAAGUACACGUGGACGGCAUGGCUAGGGUUUUCCUUUGUGUUUAAUAGUACGCAACACAAGGGAACCAUAAACUUCAUUGGUGUUGAUCCGCUUUUGGUGAAGACUAAAGACAUACUUGUUGUUGGUGGGACCGGGGAUUUCUUCAUGCAUCGAGGGAUUGCAACUAUUAAUACCGAUUCUUUUGAAGGGGAAGUGUAUUUCAGGCUUCGUGUCGAUAUUAAGUUUUAUGAAUGUUGGUAA
Messenger RNA from Cynara cardunculus var. scolymus (artichoke), 555 nucleotides. RefSeq names its product disease resistance response protein 206-like. Bases 1 to 555 code for a protein of 184 amino acids. The transcript has a single exon. The record is from RefSeq and is a predicted model, not a curated record. NCBI's taxonomy places the organism in Eukaryota, Viridiplantae, Streptophyta, Magnoliopsida, Asterales, Asteraceae.